AUGGCUAAGGUGUUGACUCUACUGAAGACGAUACGUAAUAACUGGAAGAAAUCUGUGGUAGGAGCCGCGGCCUUCUCGUAUGGAAUAUCAUACGGUAAACAAGCAUACGAUACGGAACAAUUAAUGCGUCAGUGUUGUGAAGAAGUAGUCCAAUAUGGAGAUGCUUCUUGUUUUCCAAACAUUAGACCUCGUCAUGUGACUGUUAUUUUAAAUCCGGCUGCUAAGAAAAGAAAGGCUAAGAAAUUAUUUCAGAAGUACUGCGAGCCUCUAUUACACUUGGCUGGUAUUUCUGUAACUGUCAUCGACACCCAAUCAGGAAGUCAUGCACGUAAUACAAUAACAAAUUUGGAAACACCUACCGAUGCGAUUAUUGUAGCAGGAGGAGAUGGUACUUUGUCAGAUGUUAUAACUGGCUUGAUGAGGAAGUACGAGCACAAUCUUCAUUCAGCCAAACAAUGUCCUAUUGGCAUUUUGCCAUUGGGAAAUACAAAUACAAUCGCGAGCAUAUUUUAUCGAGGAUACGAAGAUUUAAUUGACGUACAUCACAUGAUUGAUUCGACAAUGGCAAUUAUUAAAAAUAGUCUCAAAUCGAUAGAUGCCAUUGAAAUCAAAUUACUGACUAACGAUCCUGAAAAUCCCAUAAAGCCAAUUUAUGCUGUUGGAAGCAUAGAAUGGGGAGCUUGGAGCGAUACACAUGCACACGUUGACAAAUAUUGGUAUUGGGGUUCCUUACGCAAAUAUGCGGCCUAUGUGUUCAAUGGUUAUAAGUCAAACUUGACCUGGAAGUGCAAUGCGCUAAUGAAAUAUACAAAUCCUUGCAAAGGAUGUUCAUGUUGUUAUUCCAAAGAUUUGUCUUACAAUCAAUUUACGAAUUCGAAUAGAAGAUGGUGGCAUGCAUUUCUGCCAAAGCAGCAAACGUUUGUUUCUGACAAUUACCUCGAUUAUAGUAAAGUAGUGAAUGAAGAUUGUGGUGUAUUUCAUGAGAUGCCCAUUUCAACAACAGAACUAUGCAUAAAAACUGAAAAUAUAUCAGUUCAAUCAAUGCCUUUAUUAAAAAUAACUUUAGGUCCAGAAAAUGUUAGUUAUGCCAAAUUUGUUGAGAAAGGAUGGAAACAAGAAAGGGACAAUGAACUGCCAACAAAUUUAAUAUUAGAUGCAAAGGAUAUUGAAUUAUAUCCUGAAAUAAUGAAUGAAAAUCAGAUGUUUUACAUUGAUCAUGAAGAAUACGAAUUGAAGCCGAUUCAAAUAAGAUUACUCCCACAAUCUGUAACAAUUUUCUGUCCUGAGUCAAAUAGUUAAUAAUACUUAAAAAUAAUUUAAAAUUAUUUCACAACAUUUAAUGCUUAUAUCACAAUGAGUUUAGAUUAUCUAAGAAUGGAUGGAGAAGGGAUAAUAAAACAU
Messenger RNA from Trachymyrmex cornetzi, 1401 nucleotides. RefSeq names its product acylglycerol kinase-like protein Mulk (gene Mulk). The record is from RefSeq and is a predicted model, not a curated record. Lineage: Eukaryota; Metazoa; Arthropoda; Insecta; Hymenoptera; Formicidae. Gene Ontology annotation, molecular function: acylglycerol kinase activity; ceramide kinase activity; ATP-dependent diacylglycerol kinase activity. Bases 1 to 1299 code for a protein of 432 amino acids. The transcript has 8 exons. Gene Ontology annotation, cellular component: membrane; mitochondrion; cytoplasm. Gene Ontology annotation, biological process: sphingosine biosynthetic process; ceramide biosynthetic process; phosphorylation.